AGUGGUUAAGAUCGUUAAGAGUGUAAAAAGUAGGAAAAAAAGAAGAUUUAUGUUAAAAACCUUAAAAAAAGUGUUAAAAGAAUUUUGCUACUAAUUAGUAUUAUUAAUAAAAAAAACUAGUUUUACUACAAAAAAAUAAACAUUAACCGAACAAAUUAUUUACAAAAACAACUGAAAGUGUGUGGUGUUAAUUAAUAAAACAAUUAAAAAAAUAUUUAUUAAUAAAUUUUAUUUCACAAAAAAAAGGAAUUUUUUUAUUAAAAUAUAAAAACAAAAUGUUUAAUGUACAAGAAUUAAUGGAAUAUCGUAUGCAGCAACAAAUUGCUCAAGAAAUUUAUCGUCAACAAAUUAUGCAACGUAUACCAGAUCCCUUUCCCCAAAUGUUGCCCUUGGGCAUGCCAGCACACCAUAUGAUGGUGCCAGCUCCUCGUCCCACACUGCCCGGCAAUGUUGAAGCCAAAUUGGAAAAUAAUGAUUUAUGGCAGCAAUUUCAUAAGAUCGGCACUGAAAUGAUUAUCACCAAAAGUGGAAGACGUAUGUUUCCUUCUAUGCGUGUCUCGGUUAAGGGUUUGGAAGAAGAAUCCCAAUAUUGUGUUCUAUUGGAAAUGGUUCCCAUUGGUGAUUGUCGUUAUAAGUUUUCGGGCUCCCAAUGGGUGCCAGCCGGAGGAGCUGAACCUCAAUCGCCUCAAAGAAUGUUUUUACAUCCCGAUAGUCCUUCAACCGGUUCACAUUGGCAAUCUCAAACUAUAUUAUUCAAUAAAGUCAAAUUGACUAACAAUACCAUGGAUAAUAGUGGUCAUAUCGUUUUGGCCAGCAUGCAUAAGUAUCAGCCUCGUUUGCAUAUAAUUAAGACAUCCGAUUUGUCUCAAUUACCCUGGGCUCCUCAGCAAAAUUAUGUAUUUCCUGAAACCGAAUUCAUAGCUGUGACCGCCUAUCAGAAUGAUCGUAUAACAAAAUUGAAAAUUGACAAUAAUCCCUUUGCUAAAGGUUUUCGUGAGACUGGUCAAUCAAAAUGUAAAAGAAAAAUGAUGUCUUCAUCAUCCUCCUCCACCUCUUCGUCGUCAAGUCAGCAUGAGGAAAGUGAUGAUUGUUUGUCGAAAUCUGAAGAUGAUCGUUCAAGUGUUUCCAGUUUUGAUUCACCACCGCAACAGAAACGUUUGAGAUCUUUAGAAUCUUCAGAUGAGGAAAGUUCUCCUCAAUCAUUACGCUAUGAACAGUAUUUGUUGGCUCAACAUAAGCAACAACAACAACAGCAGCUACAAGCUCAAUAUAUGAAUUCUCCCACUUCGUCGUUUUAUCAUCCUCAUCAACAGCAAUUGGCUUCUUCGCAAUUUAUGCAGCAACAUUUACAAUCUUUAAUCAUGGAUCCUUUAAGAUAUACCCUACCUUCUCAUGCUUUACAAAUGCCAGCUAACUCAGCCGUUUCUUCUACAUAUCAUCCUUCCUCAAAUCACCAAGAAACUAAAUCUUUAGCCUCUUCUUCAGCACCUUCUCCCACACCCUCCAGCUCAUCUUCUGCAUCAUCUUCAUCAUCCUCUUCAGUUGAAACUUCGUCAGCACCAGCACAGCCUGCUUCUCAAAAGAGAAAUAAUUUUAGUAUUUCCGCUAUAUUGGCUUAUUAAGAUCAUUGAAAAAGAGACGAAGAGCGAGCGCGAGAGAGAAAGAUCAGAAGAUCGUUAAAUCAAGAUUUAUGUUAAUUUUAAUUGUGAUGAUUUAUGUAUGCUGUGCAUCGUUAUUUUGAUUUAUAUUUUUAAGUUAUGAUUUAUAAUUGUUAAAGAAAGAAAUUGUUAAAUUAUUUUUAUUGUACAUUUAAGUUUAGUAAGUAAGUCAAACAUUGUAAAUUAGUUUGUAAGUUUAACUUUUGGAAAUGUUUAUAAUAAAAAAUCAUUAAGAAAUAA
This is a messenger RNA of Lucilia cuprina (Australian sheep blowfly), 1898 nucleotides long. Its product is annotated as T-box-containing protein TBX6L-like. The transcript has 5 exons. Gene Ontology annotation, cellular component: nucleus. Gene Ontology annotation, biological process: regulation of transcription by RNA polymerase II; positive regulation of DNA-templated transcription; heart development. NCBI's taxonomy places the organism in Eukaryota, Metazoa, Arthropoda, Insecta, Diptera, Calliphoridae. Gene Ontology annotation, molecular function: DNA-binding transcription factor activity, RNA polymerase II-specific; RNA polymerase II cis-regulatory region sequence-specific DNA binding. The record is from RefSeq and is a predicted model, not a curated record. Bases 276 to 1622 code for a protein of 448 amino acids.